ACUGCAACAAGUACCCACACACACACACAUUAUAUCCAAUCACAGCUCACCAGCUUUUCAUAACUUUCUUUUUCUUGGUGGUUCCUCUUUGUUGGAAAAACUUAGCAAUCUUUGUUUAGAUUCAUUUCUCCAAGCCUGGUUACUUGCUUUUCAUCACCUUGCAUAUAAUAGCUCUUUCCUAUUUUGGGAUCCAAUCUUUUUCUUUUCUGUGCUUAAUUGUUUUUCUUUUUUAUCAUUAUUUCUUCUCUUUUCUUUGUUGCUCAGACAGGGAAAAGGAAGAAAGAACAGUUUUUUUUUUGAACCAGCUUUUCUGUACCUUCACCUGCUCAUAAAUUCUUAGCUCUCUCUGCUGUUUCCUAAUUUGGUUUGCACAUUCAUUGUGUUCAGUUCCUCUCCAUCUAUUUUCUUUCCCAAUUGGGGUUGUCUUGUUUUUCUCUAUCCCAGUUCCAGUUUAUUGAGUUUAGAUCUUACAAGUGUUUCAGUGUUAUCUUAUUAGACCAAUUAGAUAACAGAUAAAAGUCUUUCAAUCUUCAUUCAAUAUCAAUUUGGAGCAUUCUCUCUGAAUUUUCUGUCAAGUGGGUCUUUUCUAGAUUCUUGAAAAGUAUUCUAUCAUAAAAGGGUAUUCUGAUUCCCUUCCAAAUGCUUGUGAAUUUGUCCCUGAGAAAAUUGUUCUGCAAUAGCCUGUGCUUGUGAAUUGAUGCAAUGAAGUGGGAAAUGGAAAUCCUCUCUCCUGCACCUUUUUCACCCAACUCCAGUUGGUGUGUGGAAGAUAACAAUAGGAGCACAAGAUGGACUUCUGCAGAGAACAAGCUGUUUGAAAAUGCCCUGGCAGUGUAUGAUAAGGACAUGCCGGAUCGUUGGCACCGAGUGGCUGAAAUGAUUCCAGGGAAGACAGUUGAGGAUGUGAUCAGGCAGUACCAGGAGUUAGAAGUAGAUGUUUGCAAUAUAGAAGCUGGUUUGGUCCCAGUUCCUGGAUAUACCACUCCAAUCUCACCCUUCACCUUAGAUUGGGUGAACACUCCAGGGUAUGAUGGCUUCAAAGGAAGUGGAAAGAGAUCUUCCUCAGUUAGAACUCCUGAGCAGGAAAGGAAGAAAGGAGUGCCAUGGACUGAAGAAGAACACAAAUUGUUUCUACUGGGUCUGAAGAAGUAUGGCAAAGGUGAUUGGAGGAACAUUUCGCGCAAUUUCGUCAUCACGCGAACCCCAACUCAGGUGGCUAGCCAUGCUCAGAAAUACUUCAUCAGACAACUCUCAGGAGGCAAAGAUAAGAGGAGGGCUAGCAUCCAUGACAUAACAACAGUUAAUCUCUCAGAAACCACCAACAAUUCUUCUCCAGAAGACACCAAUAGAUCCACUUCACCACAACAUUCCAUGAUGCUCUCGCACCAGCACCAGUAUCAGCAGCAGCCAAAUUCUACUCCUAUUACACCCAGAUCCCAUUUUCAGUGGAACAAUCAGCCGAAUUCGGGAGCAGCAAUGAAUUUCAAUCCUGCACAUGAAAAAGUUUUCAUGUCUCCACAUGGUGUUAACUCCUAUGGAGUUAGUAUGCAGGGUCAAAAUCUGCACAAGGGUGCUCUUCAUGAGUCUUCUUACUUAGGACCUCUGUCACAGAAUAUGGUUUUCCAAGGGCAACAGUCUUCCCAACAAUAUUCCCAUGCAUAAAUGGGUAGAAACAGAAUCUUUGUUUUAUGCAGUAGUGCAGUGUUUGUGCUUUUUCCCAAUUUCUAUGUGAAUAUCUUACAUUAGGAUUUUAUUAAGUCAUUGGUAUAUGAACUUGAAGGAAGGUGCAUGCAUUUGUUUCUUCCAUGGUAAAAAAAAACUUCCUAAAAGGUGAAAGCCUCCGAGGCAAGCAAGUUCCCAAUGUUGGGUCUGGGGUUGGUUUUUUCUAUGUUGUUGCCUUGUUGGAGAAUAAUUGGUUUCAAGCCAGGUUUAUAAUGGAAAAUGUCAAGCUCACUUUAAAUUUGAAAAGCUGCAAGGCACAUGUGUAUCUGGAGGAUACCGGUACUAAUGAUUAUUUGAUGCCAAAUAUCAUUGGGGAAGAUAUACAUUAUUUGAUAACUUGGCAUUGAUUCUUCAAAGGUGAAAUUAAGAUGGUACUGUGCAUUAGUAGACCAACCCUCUGAGCUGCUUAGUGAAAGACCAAAAGGACAGUACUAAGAUUAGUAUUUUCACAAAAGUUUGAAAGUGCAGCACAUGCUAUGCAACUGUAAAGUUGUCUAUUUUAUUUUGAGGGGGUGCAUCACAAGUGUUCUCCAUGACAGUUAGUCCUAUACUCCUAUUAGAGCCAAAAACAUCUACAUCAUAGUCGGGCAAGCUCUUCCACUAUGGUGUUUUCCAUUCACAAGACUCGAACUUCAGAUAUUGUUUAAGGAGAAUCAGACAUGUAUCACCUGAACCAACCGAACCAUUAUCUUGUUGUAGAGUGUAAAGUUGUCUAUGCCAAUAAAAAGUUUAUACAGGCAACUUUUCAAAAGUAAAUGUCUUUGAAACCUGAUCUCUUUUAUGUAAAUUCCAUAACUUCAUGGAGAUCUUGUGAUUAAGAUACAAGGAGUCAAGUAAUGAGAUUAAUAAAACAAUAAAGACUGGUGCCCGCUAGGGUGGACAACUUUGAAAUUGGUCCACCCAUGGACCAAGGGGUUCUUUAGUAAUUUACAACAGAUAAAAAAAAAUUAAACCCUAAAAUUUUCACCCCUUCACCCACUCUAGUCGUUUUCACCAUCUUCCUCUCCUCUCUGAUCUCUUCUGCUCUCCACCACCACCACCUUCUUCUUUUUCCUCUUCUCCGGCCAUCUCUGCGGCUCUCGUCUCUCGGUCUCUUCUUCUCUUCACUUGUCAUCCUCUCCGCCGCCAUCACUUUCUUCCUUUUCGUUUCUGCACUUCUCCGGCCACCACCUUCGCCUCUUCUUCUUCUUCGACCCUCUCUUUUCUACACCCAACCUCCUCCGCCCCUCUCCGACCCUUCAAUCUCCCUUAAAUCAUCAAAAACCUCACCUUUCUCCCUGAAAUCCGGCAUCCCCAUCACUUCCCGUCAUCAACUUCAUCAGAUCGGAGCAAAGGUGCUUCCUUUUCCACCAGAUCGGACCAAAGGUGGUUCAUUUUCUACUUGAUCGGAGGAAAUAAAGAUCUUUUUCACACAUGCAAUCGAUUUGAGGUAUGCUUUUGUAGAUUGGAGCAAUACUGCAAGGUUGGAGCUUCUCAAUCAAGACCAAGCUUCUGUAAUUUUUUUUUAUGUUUUUUUUUAUGUAAUAUUGCAAGAAAUUCCCUCUUCUGUUCUGCAGUUUUUGUGUUUUUUUCUGUAAUAUUUAAAAAAUUUAUAAAUUCGUAAUAAAUUUUAUGACUAUUCAAUGCAAA
Messenger RNA from Lotus japonicus, 3351 nucleotides. Its product is annotated as transcription factor DIVARICATA-like. Bases 703 to 1662 code for a protein of 319 amino acids. The record is from RefSeq and is a predicted model, not a curated record. Gene Ontology annotation, molecular function: DNA binding. The transcript is spliced from 3 exons. Lineage: Eukaryota; Viridiplantae; Streptophyta; Magnoliopsida; Fabales; Fabaceae.